Drosophila erecta is the source of this 3849-nucleotide messenger RNA. RefSeq names its product protein nutcracker. Bases 648 to 3734 code for a protein of 1028 amino acids. Lineage: Eukaryota; Metazoa; Arthropoda; Insecta; Diptera; Drosophilidae. Gene Ontology annotation, molecular function: actin binding. The transcript is spliced from 12 exons. Gene Ontology annotation, biological process: actin cytoskeleton organization. The record is from RefSeq and is a predicted model, not a curated record.
CCGCCAAGUAUCUGGCCACACUGCGCCAUAUAAACAAUUUUUUGUCACAAUUUUUUGGGAGCAGACGAACGCGCAUCGAACGCCAAUUGGGGAUCGCAAAGUCGGGAAAACAACGCCGCGCUCGCUUCGCAACAGAUAAACAUUCACAUAAAAUCGCAUUGGCAAAGUUUUCAGUUCCGAUUCGGUUGAAUUUCGCGGUGCAAAACGAAAGAGAAUUUCAAAACGUUUGCUUUUCUUGUUUCGCCGCUCUUUUCGUUGUUGUUCUUUUUGUUGUUUUUUUCCGGCGCGUCGCUUGGCGUUUCGUUUGUGUGCGUGCGUGUGUGUGUGUAAAUACGUGCAGCUGUGUGCGUGCGUUAGUUUGAUUUAAAUAAAUUAUUAGUGAAAAGCAGCAGAGAAAAAUAAGGAAUGCGUGAAAGCGCAAGUAAAUGCAAUAAAAAUAUUACACAUUAAAUAAUCAACAAGUCAAUUAAGGCGCCGAAAGAAAAGUGAAACCCUUGAAAAAGUGACACAAGUAGAGAGUGAAGUGGGUGUGAAAAGCGUAGAAAACCCAGGAAAAGCCACGCACACGGGCGUGCUAACCGCCAAUUAGCCGAACAACCAAAGUCACGUGACAAUGAAGUAGUAAGAGUGUUUCACACUCGACAAUCAUGUCGCUGCGCAGCAACAAGUUGCACAGCCAACAGUCAACGGCCAGCAGCAACAGCAACGGCAGCAACAGCAGCGGCAACAGCGGCAGCAGCAACAGCAACACGCAGCAGCAACAUCCGCCGAUGGCGUACCAGCAGCAGCAGCAACAACUGCUGCAACAGCUGCAGCAGCAGCAGAAGUUCCAGGCGCAGCAGCGUGGCAACACCAGUCGCAAUAAUCUGGCCACUUUGGUGGCGGCCAUCAAUGGACACGACGGUGGGCAGACGGGCUCACCCGGCAACAGUGGCUAUCAAUUGUCACCCGCUGCGGCCUCUAGGGUGGCCCAUGCGCCGCCCCACUCGCCGCUGGGUCCACCCUCGUACUCCGCUGCCACCGCUCAGUCCGCCUUCAGUUACUACGGACAGCAUCAGCAACAUCAGUUGCAACUAAACCACAGUUACCAGCAGCAGCAACAACAGCAGCACCAGCAGCAACAGCAGCAACAGCAGCAGCAGCAGCAACAAUACCAGUUGCAGCAGCAACAGCAGCUGCAGCUGCAGCUUCCACCGCCCGAUCUCACCGAUGGCAUCGAUCAUCCCUCCGCCCAGGCAGCCACGCCCCCGGACUCGCCAAACGCCCAGUCCACUGGGCCAUCGGAUCUGGAGCAGCAGCUCUGUGUGGUCGCCAAAAUGCAGAAAUCGGUGACCAUAACUGUCACGCCGCAGCGCAGCAACUCGAUGGACUUCCUCAACUUCGAGGAGAAGCGCCAGCUCAUCGCCUCGUCCUUAUCCUUAUCGGACAUCCUGCACAGCAGCAACGCGCAGCAGCAGCAGCAGGCGGUCAAGGAUGGACUGGCCAUCAACGGGGGGCAGUGCGCUAAGAAACAGAAUGGAGCGGCCAUACGCACAAAUAGCUUGGGUUCGGGCACUAGGACGCCACCUUUGGAAAGGAAGAGCAAACUCAGUGCCCUGGGCAGAUUCUUCAAGCCAUGGAAAUGGCGACGGAAAAAGAAGAGCGAGAAGUUCGAGGCGGCCUCCAAGUCCCUGGAGCGUAAGAUUUCUGUGCGUGCCAAUCGUGAUGAGCUAGUGCAAAAGGGGAUUCUAUUGCCAGAGAGUCCCCUGGGCAAUAUUCCAGAACCAGGCGAGGAGUCGUAUUACAACAACAGCAACAGUGGAGCCACUGCGAAUGGCUCCCUGCUCAACUCAGCCGUCCACAAUAAUUCCAUGAGCCAGGCCAACAAUUCCAUAAAUGUCACCACCGGCAAUCCGCUCAUCUCCGCCGCCCAGCAGCAGCUGAACCAGGGACUUCCCAACUCGAUCUCCGUGCAGCAGUUCAACGGCCAGAACCAGAAUCCACAGAAUUCCAUGGCCAAUGGCCUUGUGGGUGGUGGUGGCAACGGCGGCGGCGGCGGCGGCGGAGACGGUUCCUCGGACACGUCUUCCCUCAGCGGCGGCGUGCCGCACUCGCAGUCGGCGCCCCAGCAACUGGGGGUGGGGCAACCACCGCCACCCCUAACACCACUGGCCCAGCACCACCAGGCGCUGGCACAGCAGCUGCAGCAGCGAUUCGCCAUCAGCAACAAUAACGAACCAAGAAAAGACAAGACUGAUGCACAACAACAACACGGAGGCAAUGGCACAAUAUCCACGCCCAACAUCGAGCAGCCCACCUGCCAGGGCUCGAUGCUGCCGCCACCCGGAGGCGGUGGCCAUCACCAGGUCGAUGGGAGUGGCAAGAUGGAGCGGCCCAACACGCUCGCCGGCGCCAAUAAGCUGACCCGUCGCGGGGUCAACAUCUGCUACCACAACGAGCACAUGUAUGGCGAGGAUGGAAAAAUGGUGGGUGGUCCGCCGGGCAGCACUCCGCCGCCCUAUCCGGGUGGCAAACUGCCGCCGGGCGUAAUGCUCAGCGAACUGCCGGAGCCGCCGAUUCCGCUGUCGGAGAUCGGACCGAUCCCACCGCCUCCGAUGUUCUCCACUCCAAGUCCCACGCUCAUCGCAGGACGACCGCACGGGCCAGGCGCCGUCAACGAUCAGGAUUAUCAGCAGGACUACGACUACGAUGAUAACGAUCCCGAUCAGGAUGAGCUCGACUCGGACGACGAGUACGCCCCGUAUGGUGGCAACCAUGUGCGCAUGAUGGACACGCAGCGCGUCGAGGAAAUUCCAGCCAAAGAGCCCAAACCAAAUGCAGUUCCUCUCAAGUCGGCGCUGAAGAAGAAGGGCGGCAUGCAGCCCGCCUCCGCCUCCACGCCGGUCACGCCCACCCAGGAACAUGGAGCGGGCAGCGCGGCAACGGCGGCGGCCAUGGCCAACAGCAAUGGCGGUAUUGGCUCGAUGGCGGCAGCUGCCGCCGCAGCGGCCCAGCAAUCCGCCAACCAACGACCGCUGGUCGUUCGCCAGGAUGCGGCGGGCAACAACUAUUCGCUCAAGCCAAUACUACGACCACGGAUUAGACUAUGCAGGCAGCAAAUGUUCAACAUCCAAUUGCCGUGCACCGUGGAGAACAAGGAGAACGCCCGGCCCUUUGUGAUACGCGAAAGCAGCAGCGAUAGUGACGAGAGUGAUGGCCAUAUCGUCUACAGGGACGAGGACAACGACAACACCCGGCUGGCCAAACUGGCCCGCAAGGAGUCGCUGUCCCUGAAGCUGCAGCUCCGGCCGGACAAGCAGGACCUGAUCAACCGCAACAUCCUGCACCAGGUCAAUGACAACGAGCUCAAGGAGUCCAAGGAGGCGAUCGGAGCACGCCUCAUCCGCCGGCUGUCCAUGCGACCCACGGCCGAGGAGCUGGUCGAGCGCAACAUCUUGAAAACUCAAUCACCCGCCGAGGAGAAGAAGCAGAAGGAGGAGAAGAAGUCGUAUCUGUUGCGCAAACUCAGCUUUCGGCCGACCGUCGAGGAGCUGAAGGAGAAGAAGAUCAUCCGGUUCAACGACUACAUCGAGGUCACGCAGGCCCACGACUACGAUCGGCGGGCGGACAAGCCGUGGACAAGACUGACGCCAAAGGACAAGGCCGCCAUUCGCAAGGAGCUGAACGAGUUCAAGUCCUCCGAAAUGGCCGUCCACGAGGGCAGUCGGCAUUUGACGAGAUACCAUAGGCCAUGACGAUUGCAAUGGCAGCAACUUUCCAGCAAAUUACAACAGCAACCGAAGCAGCAAUUGUAUAUCAUGCAGCAUAAAAUUGUCAACAAAUGUUUAAAAGCAAAAAAUUAAGCGAGAA